AGUAUCAUCAACUUUUAAUUUCACUCAGAAUAUAAUAAUAUAUAAAUAUUUAUAAGUAUUUAAUUACACUUAGAAUUAUUUGCACUCACUUUUCUGAAACUGCAAUGAUUACUAUUGAAAAAUGCACCCUAACUCUGAGUAACUCAUACCACCUUUAAUUUUUGUUUAUUUAUAAAAAAACAGGUACUGAGUUUCUUGAACAUGGUUAAAAAAAUAAUAAAAAAAAAAGUAAAAAAAUUGGGAGAUAACCCUAGUAAAAAAAAACUCUAAAAUUCUUCCUUAAAAAAAAUUCACAAAAUAUAAUAGAGAGUAAAAUAAACAAGUGUUAGAAUCAUCUAGUAAACUGGUAAAUCAGUUGUUUUAUUUUAAUCGAAGGUUGUUUUAGGUCAAACUAGAAAUACCGAGAUUUUCUCCUAAUUGAAGUCUAAUUCAAUUUAAAUCCGGAUUAGUCGAAACCUCUUUAUAUUAUUAUUGGGUGACUUGCUAUGUAAAAAUAGAGAAACUUUAUAAAACACAUUCAUUCAUUCAUUUUCUCUCUCUUUCUUAAAAUCAAACUUCUCCAUAACUUUUCACCCAAGCAAUAUAUAUCCUCUGAUCCCUCAGUCUUUCUACAAACCUCUUUUGUCCCUUCCUUUUUUCUACAACUCCCUCUCUCUCUAACACAAACUUCUCUCUAAAAUAAAACCCUCUACUCCAAACAAAAAUAACUACAAAUUCUUGUUAAAACUCUUCCAAAUUUAUUCCCAAACAUUCAUAAAAUGGAAUCACAACAACAAGAUGAGAUGAACAUGAACUUAAACUGUGGGAAAAUGACUAAUAAUAACAUUACUAAUACCAGCAACAACUACCUUUGUAGGCAAAGUAGCACAAGAUGGACACCAACAACAGAGCAAAUUAAGCUUCUUAAGGAGCUUUACUACAUCAACGGAGUUCGGUCUCCAACUGCUGAUCAGAUUCAGAGCAUUUGUGCUCGGCUAAGGCGGUAUGGCAAGAUCGAAGGCAAGAACGUCUUCUACUGGUUUCAGAAUCAUAAGGCUAGGGAGAGACAGAAGAAGAGGCUUACUCCUACCUCCCCUACUACUAAUAACCCUACUAAUAAUACUAUUACUACUAAUAAUAGUAAUAAUGUUGGUAGAAAUAAUAAUUUCGUCAGAAAUGGUGGUCUUACUUGGAAACAAGAUCAUCAGGAUAUCACUCUUCAUGCUAAUAAGUACCCUUGCACUAUUAACAAUCCUGGGGUUUCGUGUUCGAGUUCAUCAAAUGGACAAGAAAUUCCUGGUGGAGGACAGUUGAUGGGGGGUUUUGGGUAUGGAGCUGUUAACAUGGAGAAUAAGUUUAGGGACUGUUCAAUAUCAGGAGGUAUUUUUAAUGGAGGAAAUCAUGUGAACCAGUGGACUGCAGUUGGAGCUAAUUACAGUCCAUAUGCACCAGCAUCUUACGCAAAUUUACUGGACAAGAUAUCAACCAUCGACGAAGAUCCUUACAUUGACCAAGAUCAUUAUGGGUCAGAAACACCAGAGAUAGAGACCCUUCCUCUCUUCCCUAUGCACAAUGAAGAGCUUGAUCACGACCACGACCACAACCACGGCUUCUAUACCAUUAAGCCUCCAUCAGACGGCGGGUAUUACACCGGUGGAUACCGAUGGUCUAAUGGUAGCGGUGGCAAUACUUCCCUUGAGCUUAGCCUCAACUCCUACGGUUAUGGCUAUUAUUCACCAAAUAUCUAAUUUGUAGUAUGAUGACUACUCUAAGAAGAGUAUAGUACGUCCUUGACUGUCUAAUCUUAAUUAGUUAUUAAUUAUUGUAAGUUUUAGUUAGUAAGUUAAUUAGUUAGUCUAACGCUAACCAUCAUAAUCACUAAAUCAUUGUCAUAUACUAGUAAGCUAAGAGUUUAGCUAGGUAGUGGUCUUUAGUUAUGAGGGUAUAUGUACGUUUUCCUUGUAAUGUUACCCUUUCAAACAAGACCCUAGUAUUCUUAUAACUUAUGAUUAAGGCCGCGUAAUUAGGAUGUACUUAAAUUUCUAAUCAUAUCCA
Molecule: messenger RNA, 2034 nt
Organism: Chenopodium quinoa (quinoa)
Lineage: Eukaryota; Viridiplantae; Streptophyta; Magnoliopsida; Caryophyllales; Amaranthaceae
Product: protein WUSCHEL-like
Exons: 3
Coding region: 759-1727 (322 amino acids)
Biological process (GO): plant organ development
Molecular function (GO): DNA-binding transcription factor activity; DNA binding
Source: RefSeq, a predicted model, not a curated record